Molecule: messenger RNA, 2504 nt
Organism: Sinocyclocheilus anshuiensis
Lineage: Eukaryota; Metazoa; Chordata; Actinopteri; Cypriniformes; Cyprinidae
Product: histamine H3 receptor-like
Exons: 3
Coding region: 170-1630 (486 amino acids)
Biological process (GO): chemical synaptic transmission; G protein-coupled receptor signaling pathway, coupled to cyclic nucleotide second messenger; adenylate cyclase-inhibiting G protein-coupled acetylcholine receptor signaling pathway
Cellular component (GO): dendrite; plasma membrane; synapse
Molecular function (GO): G protein-coupled acetylcholine receptor activity; G protein-coupled serotonin receptor activity; histamine receptor activity
Source: RefSeq, a predicted model, not a curated record
GUCAUCGACAUCAGACCGAGCAGCGUUAAAUAAGCAGCCAAUGAACGCUUUGUUCCCCGUCAGUAUAAAAACCUGUGGUCCCCCGCACCGCUCGCUGAACUGUGAGUGAGCAGCUGACGGUGACGGUGGGGCGCGCGAAUGGCUCGGCAGCUUUUACGCGUUGACUGUCAUGCAUAAUUGCUUGUUGACGGAUGAAAGCGGCGGCAACACCAUGCAAACCUCUUUAUUGUCCGCGGCACACUCUCCCGGGAUACCUACAGCUGUUUCAUUCAUGUGGAAAUCAGGAAAUCCGCAGUCGCCCAACUGGACUGGGCUGGAGAGAGAAAACGCGACGAGUCUCGGCGACUUGGACGCAUUUGAGAACCGACGCGCGCAGUAUGGCCAGUUUUCUCCAUCCACCUCAAUAUUCAUUACUGUGCUUAUGACACUGCUGGUGUUCGCCACAGUCCUGGGGAACGCGCUUGUGAUUUUAGCUUUUGUGGUUGAGAAAAGUUUACGCACACAAGGCAACUUUUUCUUUUUAAACUUAGCCAUCGCGGACUUUCUUGUCGGCGGGUUUUGCAUCCCCGUGUAUAUUCCCUAUGUCUUGACGGGUGAGUGGAGACUGGGCAGAGGUCUGUGUAAACUGUGGCUGGUGGUGGAUUAUAUGCUGUGCACCGCCUCAGUCUUCAACAUCGUGCUCAUCAGUUUCGACAGGUUUCAGUCCGUCACUAAAGCGGUGAGUUACCGUUGUCAGAAGGGCAUCACUAGAGAGGCUGUUUUGAAGAUGCUCUGCGUGUGGCUGGCAGCGUUCCUUCUUUAUGGUCCAGCUAUUAUCAGCUGGGAACACAUCGCAGGAGGAAGCGUAGUGCCAGAUGGAGAGUGCUAUGCCGAAUUUUACUUCAACUGGUAUUUUCUGAUGACUGCCUCCACUGUCGAGUUCUUCACACCUUUCAUAAGCGUCACUUACUUCAACCUCAGCAUUUACAUCAACAUCCGCAACAGAUGCGCAGUGAGGGAAGAACAGCCGACUUCUAUUCGGCUUAGGAGCUUCAAGAUGAGGCCAGUCGGAACCGGAGAUGUACAGCGUGUGUUUUUUGUGAGGCCUGUCGAGGAAAGGGAGGUCAACUUGUCCUCAAGGUCACGGUGCUGCCGGUUACCUUCUACCGCAAAGGUGUCUGCUGCAGAGUUUGGUAACGUCAGACAGACUAAACGAAGAGACAGCACAAUCGCAGACUUGCCUCCUCUGCAGGUCGGGGACCGGAUCCUGACAUCCAGUGAGGCACAGUUUCAUUACGUGGAUCAUUCGGCUGGAUCACACAGACACCGUCCUGAUAUGGUUGCCAGUCUAGCCAGCCGCUUUCGCCUGUCUAGAGAUAAAAAGGUGGCAAAGUCUCUAGCUGUAAUUGUUUGUGUUUUUGGACUCUGUUGGGCACCCUACACACUGCUGAUGAUCAUUCGGGCAGCAUGUCACGGUCAGUGCGUCCAGCACUACCUUUAUGAGAUCUCGUUCUGGCUGCUGUGGAUAAACUCAUCCAUCAAUCCAAUCCUGUAUCCUCUGUGCCACAGCAGCUUCAAAAGAGCCUUCAGCAAAUUACUGUGUCCGAGCAAAACAAAAAUUCAACCUCAGAAUAUGGACCAGAAGUAUUAAAUUUAUGAGGAUGCCCGCAUUUCCAAAUAGGGCUUUUCUUUUUGUGCUUGUAUCUAGCAGUACAUUUUUCUUUGUGCACAUGGUGAGUGAGUAGACCGAGAUCUUUUAUCUACAUAUUCAAACUCACAUUUUUGUAAGAAAUGGUGGGAUAGCUAUAUUUCUUCCACAUUCAAUGAUGAAUUAUUGACCUGUUUCAUAAAUUAUGUAUACAUGACUGGAAGUGUCUAGCGCAGUGCCAUGUUUGCCAUUGUAAAUAUUUUUUUCUUUUUUCAAAAUAAACUACUGGUGAAGUGAUGAUCAUAAUGACUAUUAUACCUCUCGAAACCACAGUCUGCAAUGAGAACAACUGAGAUAUCUCAAACCAUGCUGUUCGUGAUGAUUGUAUACUGAUUCUACAUGACCGAUGCACAGGGAUUGCUGGCGAAGCCUGUAGUUCCCCUAGCAACUGUGGGACAGACUAAAUACAGAGAAACAGGACUCAUUUCUUAUAAUCAUAUCAAGAUAACUAAUUUAUCCUGGAUUAUUUCAGGGCUUAAAGCAAAGUCUGAACACUUGUCUCUAAUCAACGGAAAUAAGAUGUACAAUGCAUUAAGAUUCUGUUCAAACACAGAGAUAUAGAACAACAAGAAAGAAAAUCAACAGACAAAUAUACUUGCAUGUAUAAAAUAACCAGUACCAAUGUUUCUACCAGCAUUCACUUGAAAAUUUGGCUUCAAUGCAUGCUUAUUAACAAUAAGAAUAACAGCUGAAGUCAGCAUUAAAAUUUCAAAUUCAAAUCUGUUUUCUAAAUGCAUGUUAUAGAUCUUAUUGUCAACAAUGUACAUGUAUCAAAUUGUAAUGUUUAAUUAAAAUGCCAGGAUCAUCUAGUGAAACG